Messenger RNA from Pararge aegeria (speckled wood butterfly), 450 nucleotides. Its product is annotated as keratin-associated protein 19-2-like. The transcript has 3 exons. The record is from RefSeq and is a predicted model, not a curated record. NCBI's taxonomy places the organism in Eukaryota, Metazoa, Arthropoda, Insecta, Lepidoptera, Nymphalidae. Bases 1 to 450 code for a protein of 149 amino acids.
AUGAAGUUCUCUUUAAUCGUGUUCGGUGCUCUGGUCGCGUACGCCGCGGCACAGACUUUGGAACAUGGUCCAGUGAUUGACGUUCUGCAGAGCGACAUUGCCCAGCGAGCGGACUACAACAGGGAUAAGAGAUCGUUGAUCGGAUUGGGAGCACUCGGUGCAGUGGGUCUGGGUGCAGGCCUUAUCGGUGCUAAAGCUGGAUUGGUUGGUGGAGCCUUAGUUGGCGGUGCUCUUCACGGCCGCAGCUUCGGUGGCUACGGAUAUGGCGGCCAUGGCGGAUAUGGCGGGUAUGGAGGAUACGGCGGUUAUAGAGGAUACGGCGGAUAUGGAUAUGGAGGAUACGGACAUGGCUACGGACACGGAUACGGACAUGGUUACGGUGGACACGGAUAUGGUGGAUACGGGAACUAUUACCCCACAACCUACUACGCGGCGGAUCCUUGGUGCUAA